AUGCGUGCGCCGGAGUCGAUGCGUGCGCCGGAGUCGAUGCGUGCGCCGGAGUCGAUGCGUGCGCCGGAGUCGAUGAGUGCGCCGGAGUCGAUGAGUGCGCCGGAGUCGAAGCGUGGAGGAGGAGUCGAAGCGUGGAGGAGGAGUCGAAGCGUGGAGGAGGAGUCGAAGCGUGGAGUCGUCGAAGCGUCGUCGAAGCGUGCGGCCACCAAAGUGGCGUCGUCGAAGCGUGCGGCCACCGAAGUGGCGUCGGCGAAGCGUGCGGCCACCGAAGUGUGCGGCCGCCGACGUGUGCUGCGAUGA
This is a messenger RNA of Knipowitschia caucasica, 300 nucleotides long. The record is from the annotation of a GenBank genome assembly. Lineage: Eukaryota; Metazoa; Chordata; Actinopteri; Gobiiformes; Gobiidae.